UCGUCAUCGCAGUACAUAUCACACCCAAUUUCCAGCAGAAAAGUAGAAAAAAAUAGUGUGAAAACUUUCUGAAUUUGAGAUGGAUAAAGUAAUCAGCGUUUUUGAAGUGGGACCAGUGGCACUAAUCUUGGAGAAGGAUCCGAUACUUUCUGAGGAUAUUGAUAGGGUCAUGAAUUUCCUAGAAAUACCCUCUUCUGUACAACACCGCAUGAAGCCUCGCUACACGAUCGGAGACGGUUAUGUCGUGCUAAAUCACAUUUUAGGAAUAUGGAUCAGUAUUAACGGGAACAAUGCCACAUUUCUAAAAUUAACGGAAAUUCUCGAGAAAAACAUGUUCCUGGCUUGUGCAGACGAGUUAAAGCAUGCAUUUGGUUCUCGAAUGGCACCACCGCCUGACCAGCUAGAUAAUUUCAUCCUACCUGUUGCGUUGCCAUCACAAAGGCCGCCGAUCUACUUGUCAUCAAACUCGGGCGCCCAGUCUAAAAAAACUGAGCGGCUGGAACGUCUCCGUAAAUGGAAAUCAUACCAAGUACUCUCCUUCCUCGGGGCGGGUUCUUUCGGAUUUGUGUUCAAAAUCCGCAAACCUCUAACUUCAGAAGAAACAGCGGUUAAAAUCGUGCUGGACGAAUUUCACCAUGUCGACACUGCUAUGGGGUCUGACGAUAUUAAAGCGACAAAUACCGAACUCAAGGUCAUGACGGAGCUCACCAGGCACGAAAACGUGGUCCGGCUAGUAAGUUAUGAUGUCCUCUUGCCACCAGAUGACGCCUCAAUCUCAGGUGUUUUUCAAACUUAUGGUGACGCGGUAAACAUAACAAAUUUAAAAGACGCAAAGUUGGUCGGAUUAUAUAAUUCGUGCAAUAAUCUGUCCAACACGAAAAACACCUUCGUCCUAGAAAUGGAGCUAUGUGGCCCCACACUACGAGAAUGGCUUAGUUUGGAGGAAACCUGGAAAAAAUAUAAGGACCCGAGUUCGAAUCCUGCCUUUCUUGAGGAGCAGAUGAACAUAGCACAAGGAAUUAUUGCUGGAUUAAAACACAUUCAUCAAAAGGACAUGAUACACCGGGACCUUAAACCAGAAAACAUUUACUUUGCUCGUGAUGGAUUUGUGCUUCCAGUAAAAAUCGGGGAUUUUGGGCUCACCCGUCAGAUGUCGGGUAAUGCCAGCGUCACCCAAACUAAGCCGAGAGGAACUGAAAUUUACCGAGCUCCGGAAGUAUAUUCGGGAACUUAUGGUCAGAAAGCUGAUUUGUUUUCUUUGGGUAUCGUCCUAUGGGAAAUUUUUGAGAUCGUGCCAAUGAACUUUGAUGCUCUGAGGUACAGAGUCGAGCAAUUAUCUAUCGAUCAGGACUUCAGUGUUGUUAAAGGAAACGACAAAAUUCCUAAUUUAAAGGAUACAAUUAUUGGGCUUACAUAUCGAAAAUGUAAAGAGAGAACGAAGAGUAUUGACGAUGUGAAAUUGGAUUUUGUAGAUCAAUCAGAUGGGAGCGAGAGUGAUUCUGUGACUAGUUUUUUACGUUAGUAAUCACUUCCAAUCAUAUCAUCGUAGUUUAACUUUGCCCAAAAUUGUAUUCCCGCUUUCGUAUCCCUUCCAUACUAAUAUGUAGUAUGGGAAGGAUACCAAGGCGGGAUGGGUGAAUUAAACUGCAUUAAUAUUGGAAAUUGAUAAAUAGGUAUGAAUAACUCGUCCGUAACAACUGGUUCGAAUAUUUUGUUCAAAUUUUAAACUAAUUAAGUGGUGGAAUAUUUAGAUAUUUGUCUAUUUACAUAAAAGGAUGAAUUGAAAUAAAUAAUAUUAUUAUUAAGAGGAGCAUCGGGGUUUGCUCAGGAAAUUUA
Molecule: messenger RNA, 1836 nt
Organism: Folsomia candida
Lineage: Eukaryota; Metazoa; Arthropoda; Collembola; Entomobryomorpha; Isotomidae
Product: probable myosin light chain kinase DDB_G0275057
Exons: 5
Coding region: 80-1522 (480 amino acids)
Biological process (GO): protein phosphorylation
Molecular function (GO): protein kinase activity; ATP binding
Source: RefSeq, a predicted model, not a curated record